AUGGAUGACGCUCUGCCCGUGGAAGCGGAGCUGGAGCAGCAGUGGUUGUCCAACAGCUCCCUGAACGAGUCCCUGUCCAACCAGUUCGUGCAGCCCCCGUGGCAGGUGGCCCUGUGGGCCGUGGCCUACGCGCUGAUCGUGGUGGUGGCGGUGGUGGGGAACGUGGUGGUGAUGUGGAUCAUCCUGGCCCACAAGCGCAUGAGGACGGUCACCAACUACUUCCUGGUGAACCUGGCGUUUGCCGAGGCCUCCAUGGCUGCCUUCAACACCGUGGUGAACUUCACCUACGCCAUCCACAACGAGUGGUACUACGGGCUCUUCUACUGCCGCUUCCACAACUUCUUCCCCAUCGCCGCUGUCUUCGCCAGCAUCUACUCCAUGACGGCCAUCGCCCUGGACAGGUACAUGGCCAUCAUCCACCCUCUGCGCCCUCGGCUCUCAGCCUCGGCCACCAAGGUGGUCAUCGGGGUCAUCUGGCUCCUGGCAUUCCUGCUGGCCUUCCCACAGGGAUAUUAUUCCAUGAUGGCAGAGCUCCCAGGACGACUGGUGUGUCUGGUGGAGUGGCCUGAGCCCGGGACACACGUGUACGGAAAAACGUACCACUUCUGCAUGACCAUCCUGAUCUACAUCCUGCCCCUCCUGGUCAUAGGCUGUGCCUACACCGUGGUGGGACUCACCCUCUGGGCCAGUGAGAUCCCCGGGGACUCCUCCGACCGCUACCACGAGCAGGUCUCGGCCAAGCGGAAGGUGGUGAAGAUGAUGAUCAUCGUGGUGUGCACCUUCGCGCUGUGCUGGCUGCCCUACCACAUCUACUUCACCCUGCAGUACUUCCACCCCGAGUGGUACUUCCAGAAGUUCAUCCAGCAGGUCUACCUGGCCAUCAUGUGGCUGGCCAUGAGCUCCACCAUGUACAACCCCAUCAUCUACUGCUGCCUCAACGACAGGUUCCGUGUGGGCUUCAAACACGCGUUCCGGUGGUGCCCCCUGGUCAGCGCGGGCGAGUACGAGGGGCUGGAGCUGAAGUCAGCCCGGUACCUGCAGACCCAGAGCAGCGUCUACAAGGCCAGCAGGAUCGAGACCACCGUGUCCCUGGCCGUGGGGAUGGCGGAGGAGGAGCUGGAGGAGCCCUCCAAGGCCAAGCGUCUCUCCAUAGACGUGACCUCCAACGGCUCCUCCCGCAGCGACUCCAAAACCGUCUCCGAGAGCUUCAGCUUCUACUCCAACACCCUCACCUGAGGGGCUCCCCGGCUCCAUCAGCCACUCCUGAGGUGCCACCACCCCCCUGCCCUCACCGGGACGCUCCAGGGCUCCACCCACGGCCCUGGUUUGUGAUGUGCUGGUGUUUUCUGUGGUGUUUUGUCAUCUCCCACUCGCUCGCCGUCCCCGGGCGAGCCCAGGAGGGAAAGCUCUGGAUUAGUUCCAUGUGUUCCAUCAUGGCCUGUGUGGAGAGGGU
This is a messenger RNA of Manacus vitellinus (golden-collared manakin), 1453 nucleotides long. RefSeq names its product tachykinin receptor 1 (gene TACR1). The record is from RefSeq and is a predicted model, not a curated record. The coding region runs from base 1 to 1236 and encodes 411 amino acids. Gene Ontology annotation, cellular component: sperm midpiece; plasma membrane. The transcript is spliced from 5 exons. Gene Ontology annotation, molecular function: substance P receptor activity. Gene Ontology annotation, biological process: G protein-coupled receptor signaling pathway; positive regulation of flagellated sperm motility. NCBI's taxonomy places the organism in Eukaryota, Metazoa, Chordata, Aves, Passeriformes, Pipridae.